CCAAUAUCUUAAGCAAAAUGUAAUUAUCGUUUGGGUUUUUGUUUAAUUAAUAUAUUCUACUCCGAAUUGAAUAAUGCAAUUAUGCAAGGGAAAUCCCAAUGCCUCCUUCCUUAAUUGCUGGUUUAAUCCGAAUCUAUUAACCAAUCAACAUCCCAUAAAAAUAUAGAUCUAAUCUCUCUCUGUCUAAAGACUCACCGGAGAUGAAAGAGAAGUCGCCGGAAAACCGAUCUCCGGUGCCAUUACUGUACCGGAGACAUUCGAGUGGAGAUAUUAUGAACAAUCUGGCAUCAGUCUCAAGCAGUCUGUUGCCAGCUUUUGGAACUGUUGUUGGCGGCGAUUCACCUCCCCUUAGAGACUAUGUUAUUGCACCUUAUGAUCGACGCUACAGAUGGUGGCAAGCAUUUCUAGUGGUACUUGUUAUAUAUUCCGCAUGGUCAUCCCCGUUUGAGCUGGCUUUCAAGAAGGUGGCCACAGGAUCUCUCCUAUACGUCGAUUUAGUAGUCGACUUCUUUUUUGUAGGUGACAUCUUCUUAACUUUCUUCGUGGCCUAUUUGGAUAAGUCAACAUAUCUACUUGUCGAUGAUCAUCAAAAGAUAGCCACAAGGUAUGUCACUCAUAUGAUGUUCCCAAUGGAUGUGGCAUCAACACUCCCAUUUCAAGCAAUAUACAGACUCUUCACCGGAAAACUACACCGUGGGGAAGUCUUUGGCUUUCUUAAUCUUCUUAGGCUUUGGCGGCUAAGGCGUGUUAGCGAGCUCUUCUCAAGACUAGAGAAGGAUACACGCUUCAGCUACUUCGGGACAAGAACUCUCAAGCUAAUUUGUGUUACACUUUUUGCAGUGCACUCAGCUGCAUGCUUUUACUACUGGAUAGCGACUCAUCAUAAACAAUCGGAUGAUACAUGGAUCGGAUCUAUUAUUCACAACUUUGAGGACAGAAGCAUUUGGUUAGGAUACACGUAUUCAAUGUAUUGGUCAAUUGUGACCCUUACAACUGUUGGCUAUGGUGACUUGCAUGCAGUAAAUACAGGAGAGAAAGUAUUCAAUAUCUUCUAUAUGUUAUUCAACAUCGGGCUCACCUCUUAUCUAAUUGGAAACAUGACCAAUUUAAUUGUUCAUAGUGCUGUUCGAACUUUUGCCAUGAGGGACGCAAUCAAUGAGAUUUUAAGAUAUGCGAGCAAGAACAGGCUUCCGGAAGGAUUGAAAGAGCAAAUGUUGGCACAUAUGCAACUUAAGUUUAAAACAGCUGAGCUACAACAAGAAGAAGUUCUAGAUGAUUUGCCAAAGGCGAUUAGAUCUAGUAUUUCUCAACAUUUGUUUCGUAAAACUGUUGAAAAGACUUAUCUUUUUAAAGGCAUUUCAGACGACCUUAGCAGACAAUUGGUUACAGAUUUAAAAGCAGAAUACUUUCCACCAAAGGUUGAAGUUAUAUUACAAAAUGAGAUACCAACGGAUUUCUAUAUUGUAGUAUCUGGAGCAAUGGAGGUGUUGACACACAAAAACGGAAUGGAACAGUUUUUGAUAAAAUUAGGCCCAAUGGAUAUGUUUGGUGAAAUUGGUGUACUCUUCAACAUUCCACAACCUUUCACUAUAAGAAGCAAGAAGCUUUCUCAAGUAGUCCGAAUUAGUCACCAUCGCUUCAAAAAACUAGUGGAGCCACUUGAUGAUGAUGGAAAGACGAUAAUGUCCAACUUCACACAGUAUCUCAAGGACUUAAAGAAGGAAAUGCAAGACGAGAUGCCAUUUUUGUCAGAGCUUUUAUUGGACUUGAAUAUUGAGCAAACCAGAUCAGUUAAUCAAUCAGAAAACCGUGAAGCAUCGAAUUAUGGUCGAGAUGAUAGAGAAGUUACACCCACUUCUGUUCUCUCAAACACAUUUCUCUUAAGGGUGGUAAUCCAUGGACAUCAUCCACAUGAGAAAACAAUAGAUGGAAAAAGGACAGGAAAACUUGUCCACUUACCAGACUCAAUAGAAGAGCUUUUGAACUUAGCAGAGAAGAAGUUUGGGAAAAGAGGAACUACAGUUCUCAUGGCUGAUGCAUCUCAAGUGGAAGAUCUUAAUGCUUUAAGAGAGAAUGACCACCUGUUUAUAUCUUGAAUACAUGAAAUACAAAAAAAAAAAAAAAAACCAA
Molecule: messenger RNA, 2130 nt
Organism: Lactuca saligna
Lineage: Eukaryota; Viridiplantae; Streptophyta; Magnoliopsida; Asterales; Asteraceae
Source: the annotation of a GenBank genome assembly